This is a messenger RNA of Adineta ricciae, 1017 nucleotides long. The record is from the annotation of a GenBank genome assembly. Lineage: Eukaryota; Metazoa; Rotifera; Eurotatoria; Adinetida; Adinetidae.
AUGAAUGUAACUAUAUCUGCUCGUAGCGAUGCUGAUCUGAUCGCUGAAUUGACCGUUAUUGGAAAACUAUUUGCGCGUUACAUGCUUCUGGUCAUGAUCAUUCUCAGUUCAGUUGGCAACGUACUGAACGUUCUCAUUUUUUCUCAAUCCAAACUGCGUUCGAACCCGUGUACUGUCUAUCUUCUGGCUGCUUCUUAUACCAAUCUCAUAUGGACUGUAGCAGCAGUUUGCUCACGGUUUCUCUCGACGUACAAUUUGGAUUUUUCUGCUCAAAUAAGUGGUCUAUGCAAGAUUCGUCAUUUUAUCUUCUUCAGCUUUUCAAGCAUCUCAGUGUGGAUGAUGACUCUAGCUACUUUUGACCGAUUUCUAAUUAGCAGUACAUCAACUAAAUAUCGGCAGUUUAGUUCUUUUCGCAAUACAUAUCGACUGAUUGGGAUCACAACAAUCAUAUUAUCUUUGAACUACGCGAAUCUAUUCUAUUGUGCCAACAUUAAAGGAACACCUCCAUCCUCAUCUUGCACAUCUAUCACCUCAACAGCAUGUGGUUUCUAUAAUGAAUUAUCGAGGAUCAUGACUUCGGCAAUUAUUCCAGGAAUAGUGAUCUUGGUGUUUGGUCUCGGGACCAUUCGACAUUUGAAACAAAUUCGAACUACUGUCACAACAACAACAGCACAGACACAAUCACAACAACGAAUGCGGAAAACGGACCAAGAACUCAUUCGGAUGUUGAUUGGCCAGAUCAUUCUAAUUUUCAUUUCGUGGAUUCCUCAUGCUGCAGAACGACUCUAUACUGUCAUAACUCUGUACGAUGUUAAAUCUCCACUUCGAACCACUCAAGACAACUUUUUGGACCAAAUAAUAUGGACUGAAACGACAUUGGACAGCUCACUCUCGUUCUAUGUCUACCUUUUCACAGGUGGAAUUCUGUUUCGAAAGACAUUUCGAGAAAUGUUUCGACGUGGAACGAUAACACCGACGAAUGAAAUGUCUCUUACCCAACGUCAAACAAGAAGUUGA